UUCAAAAUACAAUGGACAAUGGAUAUUGACACGAGGAGCGCAAAAUCAAAGUAAAUGUGUAGGCGUCAGAAUUCAAGACACGAGUCGCAUGAGAUACUGGCCAGAAAAGGUCUCGAGGAUCAAUCACCUGCACAUGCGGCUAUUGUUUCAAGGUGCUGAUCCAUAUCCUUUCAAGCAGUUGGAAGGUAGAGUUCAACAUGUUGGACGUGGUCGAUCAUAUCUUUGCAGUGUUAGGCCGAGUAAGUGGUCCCAAAUCACACAGCGGUGGAUUGCAAAAUUGGUGCAACACAAUGUAGCUAAAUUGGAGUUCCGCAAGUGUGACCAACGCAAAACCUGUGAGACGAGUCUGCACUCACACGUCCGCAGAGGCGAUGUUGUGCGAUGUACGACGGGAAUCCCAAGCGAUGGAUGUGGCCAUCAGUAAAGAAUAUCAUC
Messenger RNA from Serpula lacrymans var. lacrymans S7.9, 435 nucleotides. RefSeq lists its product as uncharacterized. The record is from RefSeq and is a predicted model, not a curated record. The transcript has 2 exons. NCBI's taxonomy places the organism in Eukaryota, Fungi, Basidiomycota, Agaricomycetes, Boletales, Serpulaceae. The coding region runs from base 134 to 424 and encodes 96 amino acids.